Syzygium oleosum is the source of this 1887-nucleotide messenger RNA. RefSeq names its product putative F-box protein At1g49610. The record is from RefSeq and is a predicted model, not a curated record. The transcript has 3 exons. Bases 256 to 1785 code for a protein of 509 amino acids. Gene Ontology annotation, molecular function: protein binding. NCBI's taxonomy places the organism in Eukaryota, Viridiplantae, Streptophyta, Magnoliopsida, Myrtales, Myrtaceae.
CUCACGGUUAAAGAUUACCAGGAAGAGUUGAGAAAUGUGAACAGGCCGAUGCUCUGCCCCCGGCUUCCGUCGCCUGUGGUUGUUCCCGCCUCUCCUGGGUCUUCCCUGUCAGCUCAGUUGGAUUGCGGCAGCACCGACCGAACUAUGAGUCAAUCUCGGUAGACCCUUUAAUGCAUACGUGAUUAAGCUGGUUCCAGUUCUGCCCGAUCGCUUCGAAACUGGAACGUACUGUUCGGUUCGUUCAUCGGGUCGGGGAUGGAGCGAAGUUGUGAUUUUGAUGAGGAAUAUGGAGUCGGUAGGAGGAACGAGGCAAAGGGUGUUGUUGCGAGAGACGAGCAAGAAGUGGACAGGAUCGAGGAUUUGCCGGAUUCCAUAUUGAUUCACAUCCUCUCGCUUCUACCCACUAGGGACGCUGUGAGGACCCUCGUCAUCCGUAGCUUUCGUCGCCUCUGGACCUCGGUUUACAAUCUGGACUUCGAUUGGUGCCUGUACCACGAUUGCUCGAACAAUUCGUCCUUGCGCUACUACCAAGAGAGCAGCCUGUUGAGGCUUGCGGAGCUCGUUCGCCACGUGCUCGCGCUUCACCAAGGUCCCAGGAUUCGUGAAUUCCGCCUUCAUUUCGAGUUUUCCAUAUACCACCCAUUGGAUGAGCUGAUGUUUCUUGAGCCCGAGAAGCAGGACAUCACGAUUAGGACUGGGGGAUAUGCAGGUGAGGUCAAUCGUUGGAUCGAAUUUGCAGUGAAUAAGAAUGCUGAGAUCCUUGACUUGGAUUUUAUGGCAUGCGGCUUUCUCAACGCGACUAAAUAUGAAUUGCCUGGUUUUGUUCUCCAGAGCAGCUUCUUAACUGAAUUGAAGUUGGUGAGCUGCAAAGUGAAUUUCUCUACAAAAAUUGUCAUGAGGGCGCUUAAAGUGUUGUAUCUUAAGGAAAUUGCGUUGAAUGAUGUUCCGAUCAAGAAUUUUAUAGAUGGGUGUCCAGUGCUCGAGAGCUUGACUGUACUGGAUUGUUACGGUCUGCGUGAACUGAAUUGUGCUUCCCAGGAACUUAGGAUUUUGACGGUCGCUCCACGUUUUGCUAUUGAGCCGAGAGUUAAAGUCGCCUGUCCAAAUAUCAAGUCACUGAGCAUCUCUGGAUGGCUUGAGCUUCUGGAACUAGAGAACCUACCAUCUCUACGAGAUGCAUCCGUUGAUUGCCAUGACUGUUUCAGGCAUAUACCUUUUGAAUAUUGUGAGGUCCAAAAGAUUCUGGAGAAGCUUCAUCAGGUGAAAGUACUUACAAUGCAUCACCCACCGAUUCUUGUUCUCACGGUAUGGGAGUUGACAAAUUUGCCUUGCCCAUCCAACAGUUGGCAGCGCUUGAUUCUUAGGACAAUGCUAACCAAGUGGCAUCUCCCAGGAAUUGCCAAUGUUUUGAGAAGCUCUCCUAGCUUGGAAAUGCUGGAUAUACACAUCAUCCCGGGUGAAGCGCCUUCCAUUACUGCCCAAGAAGCAUGGCUGCAUUUGUACAAGAUUCGUGAAGGGAACUACUGGGAUUUACAAGAUCGCUCUUUUGGAUGUCUUACAGACUGCCUCAGAAUUGUCAAAAUAUCCGGCGACAUAACGAAGGAUCAUGCAAUUCAAUUAGUGCAGUUUUUACUUCGUAGGGCAUUGGUUUUACAGAAGCUUGUCAUCUCCGCGGGGCUGAAUGAUUGUUCUAUCUCAGUCGAGGAAUGGAAGGAAUAUUCCGACAAGUUGUUGAGUUUUCCGAGAGGUUCUCCUCAAGCUGCGGUUUCGUUUUCUGAUGAAUGACGUUCUUUCCUGAAUGCUAAGAUUAACCGGGGGUUAGUUAAUAAGAAGCGGCACCGACGGCAAGGUUGAUCGAUAAAGUCCUGAUCAACCAGAAUUUGUAAA